CUUCCGACCAGUUGGAUUUUGUAUUCUUAAUUGAAACAACAUAGUAUCAUUUUCAUUUAUAAAAAAAAAAAGAAUGGCAGAUGCUGGUAACUGGUGUUUGAUCGAAAGUGAUCCCGGCGUAUUUUCUGAAUUAAUCAGAGAUUUCGAAGUGCAAGGGGUCCAAGUUGAAGAGCUAUGGAGUUUGGAUCCAGAACAGUUUGACAAAUUAAAACCUAUUCAUGGGCUCAUAUUUCUUUUCAAGUGGGUGCCAAAUGAAGAAGUGGUUGGAACAGUUGUUCAAGACAGUAGACUGGACAAGAUUUUCUUUGCCAAACAGGUCAUUAACAAUGCUUGUGCAACACAAGCCAUUAUCAGUAUCCUUCUAAAUAGCAAGCACCCUGACCUUCAUCUGGGCCCCACUCUUGGAGAGUUCAAAGAAUUCACUCAAGCUUUUGAUGCCAAUAUGAAAGGGUUAGCACUGAGCAACAGUGAUACUAUUCGAAGUGUUCACAACUCAUUUGCUAGACAAACUCUCUUUGAAUUUGAUUCCAAAUCAUCAUCUAAAGAUGACGAUACCUUUCAUUUUGUCGGAUAUGUUCCCAUUGAUGGCCGCCUAUAUGAACUUGAUGGUUUGAAAGAAGGUCCUAUUGAUCUUGGCGCCAUCCCAACUGAAGCUGACUGGAUCGAUGUCGUUAGGCCGAUAAUCGAGAAACGUAUUCAAAGAUACAGCGAAGGGGAAAUUCAUUUCAACUUGAUGGCAAUCGUUCCUGAUCGGAAAUUAGCGUGGCAAAAGGAGAUUGAACGGCUACAGUCACAGUCCGUUAUCACGACUGACAUGCAAAAUGAGAUCCAGCGGCUCUUGAUGCUUUGCGAAGAAGAAGAAAGCAAACGGAAGCGUCAAAAAGUAGAAAAUGUCCGGCGUAAACACAACUAUCUACCGUUAAUUGUCCAACUUCUCCGCAUGCUUGGUGAGAAAGGCCAAUUGCUUCCGUUGUACGAGAAAGCUAAACAAAGAGCAGUAGCCAAAGCUAUUACUCAGAAAAAAAGCUGAUUUAUUAAUGUAAAAACAACUUCCAAAGGAACAUGGAAUAAAAAUGUCGGACAAACUU
Molecule: messenger RNA, 1088 nt
Organism: Daphnia carinata
Lineage: Eukaryota; Metazoa; Arthropoda; Branchiopoda; Diplostraca; Daphniidae
Gene: Uch-L5
Product: ubiquitin carboxyl-terminal hydrolase isozyme L5-like
Exons: 6
Coding region: 74-1030 (318 amino acids)
Biological process (GO): ubiquitin-dependent protein catabolic process; protein deubiquitination
Cellular component (GO): cytoplasm
Molecular function (GO): cysteine-type deubiquitinase activity
Source: RefSeq, a predicted model, not a curated record